AGAUACGAUGCCACCUGGUUGUUGGUUGCGUGCCACCCAGCCAGCAGCUGAUGGAGCAGGGGCCGUAGGACUAAGAGAGGCAGGAGCAACCUUUGUAGAGUCAUCGGCAUCUGUGGCCACAUUGGCCUCCAUUUCAUCAGUUGCGUCUACAUCGGCUGCAGAUAUGGCAGCGCUCAGAGCUCGUCCCUAUUCGGUAGCACCGUUCAUGGCUGUCUCAGCACCGCCCACACCUCAUCCACAUGCGGCUAAUUCAACAUCCACAGUCCGUACAGCGCCGGCCACACCCAUGCGACGACGCAUCAUCAACGACGACGCCGAGCGGGAUGUUUUAGAGAUGCUUGAUCUAAAUGUUUUCCAGAUGGAGGAGUCACAGCCAUAUCCGAAGUCCAAAUCUCAGCGCAUUUUCUGGCGUAAAGCGUUACGGCGCGUCUUCCAGCGCCGCAAGUGACAUCAGCGGCGGCGUCGACGACGGGACUUGCCCCGUUGGCAUCGUCCCGCCCGUCGCUGCCGGCGUCGCAACCUGGCCGAGCGUGUGCGUCGCAUCUGCGCCUGCUGCUCCUACGGCCAGAUUCUGCUGCGGGCCGCCCGCGUUGCCCUACUCAGCUGCAUCCGUUGGCGAACGCGCGGCAACAUACGCAACAGCAACUUCUAGCAAUCACUAAACACCACAGCCAAUCAGCAACCAGCGACCGACGGCCAGCAAACAGUAACCAGCAACCAACAACCAUCAACCAGGAACCACGGAAAGGCGCUAAUAUGCCUGAUCUACACCUGCUCCCACGUGAACCAAUUUGAAUUAUAUCGUUUAAUGUUAAUGAUGAGAUAUCCAUUCGGUUUAGUUUUUAGAUAUGCCAGGUCUUUAUUUAUUUCCUGUGUUUUACAUCGACAAUUAGACUAUUUUCGUUGGUACAUAAGAAAUUAAACACUGUAUUACUACCUAGACCUACACCCACCCUACCACUAAUCCUGUACAUAGGACAGCCGGCACUUUGCCUGGUCGGUGCUCAUGUCCGUGCCCUUACCCGUACCGUGACCCCAUAAUCGACCAUGCACCAUCCAACUUGUUGACAGAAACCCCCACAACAUGAAUCAUUUAAUCGCAAAGGCCCCAAACAACUAUACAAUAUAUAGAUAAAUGUCUAUUUGUUAGUGUACAUUUAGCCAAGAGGCGAAUCGGUAAAUGUAGCACACGAGUAAAUAGCGAGUUUAUAGCGAACAUAGUUAAUUGAACUAGAGUCCAUUGGUCUGCAAGGGCCGAAAAGGAGUUUUUUUAUUAGCAUAUGUCGAUGGAAAUGUACAUGGGAAAGCAUUCAUUAAUGAGCUGAAAAUAACAAUAAUACAAACGUAGCUAAUUGGUUUAUCCUCGGUUGAGAGACCGUCUGAACAAACUGAUAUCAAGCCACGAGUAGUAGAAGAAAAAGCAAACCAGAACUUCAAGAGCACUACCAACAAAAAAUUAGGUUACAACAGCCACAAGUGAAUCCAAUCUUACAUCUUAAGCGGAACUAAGUAGUAUGCAAAAGAAUAUCAAUGUAGCUGCCACUAACAAAAUAUUGUUCAACAUUUAAUAAUAGCGCAAGAAACACAA
Molecule: messenger RNA, 1588 nt
Organism: Drosophila miranda
Lineage: Eukaryota; Metazoa; Arthropoda; Insecta; Diptera; Drosophilidae
Exons: 1
Coding region: 8-448 (146 amino acids)
Source: RefSeq, a predicted model, not a curated record